CAGGAAGUAUCCUAUUAUGGAAUGGUGUUUCACAAAUAAACUUCCGGAAGGGUGUCAGCUCCAAGCGUACUCUAUCAGGAAUUUAAAAAAGCUAGUAUAUAUUUCUGUUUUCAUUAAUCUUUUCCAAACGAAAAUAUGUCCAAGUCUUUGAAGAAGAUAGUGGAGGAGAGUCGGGACAAGAACAUCCCGGAGGUGGAGAUGUGCGACAGGGGCAUUUCCAACAUGUUGGACAUCCCAGGACUGUUCACCCUGUCUAACAUCACUCAGCUGGUCCUCAGCCACAACAAGCUCACAGCGGUGCCCGCCAACAUCUCCGAGCUGAAGAACCUGGAGGUCCUGAACAUGUUCAACAACCAGAUUGAAGAGCUGCCGACUCAGAUCAGCAGUCUGCAGAAGCUGAAGCACCUCAACCUUGGUAUGAACCGUCUGAGCGGCUUGCCCAGAGGAUUCGGUUCGUUGCCGGCUCUGGAAGUGUUGGACAUCACCUACAACAACCUGAACCAGAGCUCUCUCCCCGGGAACUUCUUCUACCUUACCACUCUCCGUGCCCUCUAUCUGAGUGACAACGAUUUCGAGGCCCUGCCCGCAGACAUCGGGAAGCUGGGCAAGCUGCAGAUAUUGAGUAUGAGGGACAAUGAUCUGACCUCGUUGCCGAAGGAGAUCGGGGACUUGGCUCAACUCAAAGAGCUCCACAUCCAGGGCAACAGACUGACCGUCCUGCCCCCUGAGCUUGGGAAUCUGGAUCUGACUGGUCCUAAACAGGUGUUCAAAGCAGAGAAUAAUCCCUGGGUCACUCCCAUCGCAGACCAGUUCCAGCUGGGCGUGUCCCACGUCUUCGAAUACGUCCGCUCGGAGACCUAUAAGUAUCUCUAUGGCCGACACAUGCAGGCUAACCCAGAACCACCGAAGAAGAACAACGAUAAGAGCAAGAAGAUCAGCCGCAAGCCUCUGGCCGCCAAGAACAAAUAGAGAGGAGACGGAGGCUGGACUCGAUGCCGGUCAAACUCACUGCAUGUGCCUUUUCUCUCUUCCCUCUUUUUUAUUAUCAAGACAUUUUGUAUUACAUUGAAAUAUAUGGAUUAUGUUUCUGAAUGUGUUAAAUAUCGUUUGGACUGUAUUCCACUGUGCCUGAGUGUAUAUAUAUAUAUAUUUGUUUCCGGUGCUACUUACUAACAACGCUCAGACUAGUGAUAACGCCAACAGAAUCAAUAUUAAGACCUUGUUAUCAUCAUCCUUAGUCACCUAAAUGGCAAAAAGGUACUUUAACUUAAAAUGUAAAGGCUGUUAAACGGCUAUGAUACCAAAGGCUAAUAUUUAAUGUUCACGUAUUAACUCCAGCUUUCCUUCUUAAUGAUAAUCAAGUAGACUCAAAUCGACAGAUGUCCACUUGAUGCCGUGGCGUCGCAUCUUCACAGCAGCUCAAUGUCAACUGGAAGCCCAAUUCCUGCUGACUCGGCAACACUCACUCCAUUGUUCUAACCCUUUAUUCUCCAGCUCUGUGGAGGCAUUAAUUAACCUUGUACUCGUUCUACCUUAUAUGCUUUUUGAAAUAUUAAGCUUUUUUUUUUAAUGAAUUCUCUAAUUCUCUUCACCCCCACAGACCUUAUUUAAAAACGUGCCACAAUUCAAAUACAUAUUAUAGCUUCUUUAGGUAAUGCAGUGAGCUUCAAACUCUGCCAGAUUUACAUUUCAACCGUCAAUAUUUCAGCAAACGAACGAAAUACAUUUGAGAUUUUACAGGCAACUGAUUCACCAAAGCUUUGCACUUUAUUUUAGCUUCCAGUAUUCACACACAUUUUCUACAGGAAAUGCAUUUUCUACUAACAUGUGCGGGUCAUUGAGAGGUGGUUAGAGUCUUAUAUGUAUGUAAAGAUAUGAGUGACAGCUUAUUGUAUUUUAGCAACUAUUUUAAAUACCUUUAUUACUGAUAUCUGUAAGCUUGAGGGAGCAGGCUCAGUGAUACCUGCCAGUGUUCAAUCUCUGAGGGCCCAUUCACACGCCCGCUGAUAGCAUGAUGAAAACCUCUUCCAGCUGAUUGCAAUUUGCCCUUUUUUUGCGUCUGAUUUCAAUUACCAUUAAGGGUAAAUGUUGCCUCUGCACCAACAACACUGAAGGCAGAACAACAGAGGAAAAUAAAAACACAAUUUGCAGAGUUUUCCUGAACAUGAUUCUUCAAAAUCAUAGUCAAGGAAUGUAAAGGCGACAGGGAGAACCCAAAUCUGGGGUCUUAUAUAACCACUGGACUCCUUUAAGGGCUUUAGCUUCAGAAUCCUCUCUGCAGAUGCUAAUAAUUUCACUCUUAACUGCGUGAGGCCAUUAGCGGCAAUCUAAUUAGGCUCAUUUGCAUAGAAAGAGGUGAUUUUUGCGCCAAAUGAAUGCAUAUCAUCUGAUUUAAAUCGGCUGUGUAGUAAGGGGUGCAUGUCACCGUUUUUGCGGGUGCUUUGAGAACUACACCGUCUGUGUUUGGACUAUUGAUGCUGCUUGGUCCCUGAGAGUCUCUACGCCUUCAAUUUCACUUUGUUGAGUUGUUUUUCAAAGCUUCACCAAGUGUCCGUCACAUUUCAGCCUGAUUCAUUAUAAUCAUGUUUUAAAGUCACUGUGCUUUUAUCACAGGCCAGAAUAUACUGAGUUCACCCUGCUCGCUGUAUUGAACACUUAAACAUGUCAAAUAAACAAUCAAAAUCAA
Molecule: messenger RNA, 2686 nt
Organism: Eleginops maclovinus (Patagonian blennie)
Lineage: Eukaryota; Metazoa; Chordata; Actinopteri; Perciformes; Eleginopidae
Gene: rsu1
Product: Ras suppressor protein 1
Molecular function (GO): protein binding
Source: RefSeq, a predicted model, not a curated record